AUGGCGCGACCCUCCCCCGUCAAGCCCGAGGCGCACAGCCUCUACAUUCGCCUCGUCCUGCCGCCCUACACCAUCCACUUCAAAUCGCCCGCGUACAUGCAGCCGCAGAUGCUCGAGCUCCUCGACAAGAACGUGUGUAAGGCUACGCUCAAGACGUCUUCUUCCUCGAUGGUCGUCCGCCGCGCCAUCGGGCUAGACCCCAAGUUUUGGACGGAUUUCUGCGUCCUGCUCAAGGCCGCCAUUCCCAGCCUGGAACGAAGAUCCUUCACCAUCUGGGACCCCAGCAGUGUCGACUACGAAAGCACCAGUGGCGCUCUGAUCGCAGGUCAUUAUCCUGGCUUAUGGAAGGACCUCGAGAGGCUGAACGAUCUCGUCUCCAUCGCGCGGAACGUCAUGAACGUCGGUACCGACGUGCAAGACCUCGCAGCUUCAUUUAGCAUCGAGGCUGAAAUUUUUCGAUUGGUCAACUGCUGCGUCAAGGUGACGGCAAGAGGAUACGAUGGGGAUGCGGGCACAGGAGACGAGGAGAAGUGGCAGUGGAUUGUGAAUGCCUACAAAAAGCUGCUCAUCACCAGUCUGCAGUUUCUGAAUAACUUUGUUGCGCAGAACGAGAUGAGGAAGUUGAUGCUGUGGGUCAGCCUGUUCGACAAUAGCACUGAAGCCGUCUUCUCGCCAGAAGACGUCCCAGAGACCAGCUCGGCCAGCUUGACCGAUGUGCCCAGCAACCCAACCAGCAGACCCAUAGCACCCUUGAGCGCGGAAGACAUGCUGAUUGCGUUCGGUACCAACGGCACACAGACUCUGGACUUGGAAGGCGCGCAGCCCCUCAGGGACAACGAGCCAUUUUCUGACUACCCUCUACCUCCAGAAGCUAUAGAGGGGGCAGAAAAGCUGGAGGGAAACGGGUAUGCAUUCUACGCCAAGCGUGCUGUCGGGCCUUGCAAGGAGGACUACAACAUCGAGCGGAAGCGAGAUCCAACCCUGGCCGAAAUGCAUCUCGAACUUCCUCGACGAUGGGCGGAAUUGACAGAUGAUGACCACUUAUACUGGCAGGGUCUAUUCGAGGACGCUCUGGCACGUUAUCGCCAGGAGCUAGCUGUCUAUGAGGCCAAGACGCUCGCAGUCACCGAGCAGCAGCCAGUGCUAAGAAGCGAUGUCCCAGUUGCGCAACAGACUAAGCAGGUAGAGCGUCAAAUUGCGAUGCUCGAGGAACAGUUGGCCGGUCGACACAACAAUGACAAUGCUGGCCUCCAAUCUUCAGGGCCUACAAUCCCGGGCAAGGACGGCCAUCUUGCUAUCGACAGUGAGAGCCUACAGUCGAGACCAGUCGUCCCGGAUGACAUCAGAAUGCUCUUCACCGCGGAUGCUGGUACCAAGAUCCUGGAGUCUGGAAAGGCAGAGCUCAUGAAGAGAUUGGAGGGUUAUGAACCACCUCCUCCGCCAGACUCCAGUCUUCCUCCUAGUCGAAAUGCCGACGGCGUCAGUACACGACCGGUCAACAUCGACUCCACUGGAAACCCAGCCGAAAGGACGAGAAAUAUGAGCCCAACACCGCCUCCCGCUCAUCAGAGUGAUCCCCCGGAAGAGGAGAGCGAGGAAGAAGCCGACGAGGACGAGGAGGAAGACUAUCCUGGAUCGACCGAGGACGGCCGCGGACUACUCACCGAUGUACCGCUCAUUUUAGGUCCUUCAGAGAUCGAAGUCUUACCGAUGCUGAUCAUGAGCGGCAUGGUGCCGCCUACGAAUCUAGACGGAUACACAAUCGAAGAGAGAAACACAGUCAUGAACAUGCACACUGUACGGACCCAUAUCCUUCUAUCUCAGAGCAACGGCCGCAACUUGCUUCGGGAGCUUCUCAUCUUUGUCGCUGCCUGGGACCUGCGUGAGGAGGAGCUUUACUUCAAGUUCAUGGUCAAGAUCAUGGAAGCCAUCCUCAAGAAUGCACUCAUGCCGUACGCAUACCACGCAUUUCGAGACCGCUCGCGGUCAAAGGACAUCAUCAGUCCCGCCCAAGCAGUCAUCAUGAAAUUGUUGACCUGCAUCUUCCGCGGGCGAGGCGAAGCGGCAAAGGCUGCCGUGGCUGCGAACGCUCAAAACAAGACCGGAGCCCCACCCCAAUCGGUGACGAUUAUCGGUGGACCCGUCUCGAUUGCUGUACAUCCAGAUGACAGGCCUGUCAUCAAGCUGCCGUACAUGCCUAAACGUGUCGACCUUCACAUCCUCAAUUUCAUCUUCACCGAGUUCCGACAACACAUUAUCCCGCAGACGUGCGCGCUUAUAUUCCUCCAAGGACAGAUUCAUGCUGGUAGGGCAAGUCCGGAAGACUUCCCGCUCAACCUAUGGGACAUGGAGCGCAUGUAUGAAGGGGUGUAUCAGUACCUUGAAUUCUUUGCCGUGUUGACCGAGGAAGGCUUGUGGAAGACUAUCCUUGGCGAGUGGGAGAUGGCCAGUGAAUUGGUGACACUGCUGCGUGAGCUCGAGGGUGGCAUCCCCAAGAUGGGAGCUGUCGUGCCGCAGAUGCCACGCCGCGUCGAUAAAGCACCGCACCCGCCUUUGCAAAGGGCCUUAAGUGCAGAUGCCGUCAGCACCGUGCAUCAUCGCGUGCCGACACCCUCGCCUGUGUCUGGAUCUGGUCCAGCGUCAACACCGGCUCCAGUAGCGGUGGAACGUCCAUUUGAUGUCGAUCCACCGCAUCCUGAUCCCAAGCUCCCUCCAUUGCCUGUGCACCCACCGGCCUCUGCAAAUCAACCGCCCAUCUUUGAGGCCGAGACACCGCUGGCCUACCCUGAAGAUUCGGCAAAUGCAACACUGCCUUCUCUGGGUGCUCACGACCUCUCUCACGACCAGGACGAGCCAUCCGACUUUGAAUGGCGCAAUCUGAAGAAGCUGACCGUCCUCGUUCUGUCGUCGCUAAUUUGGAAGAAUCGGGCCGUUCAAGACCAAGUCCGCCGCUACGGUGGCCUCGAGGCUCUAGUUGGAUGUUGCAGGCAUGAUGAGCACAACCCAUACAUUCGAGAGCAUGCUAUCAUGUGUUUACGAUUCGCGGUUGAGGGCUGUGAGGAGAAUGCCAAGGUUAUUCGCCGCAUGGCAGCCAAGGAGGGCGCCAAAGCCAUUGAAGCAGGGAAUGGAACACAACGACCUGCGACCGCAAAGCCCUCCGUGACCUCUACCAAAGCAACCGAAAGCGCACCACCGACACCCGGCCCCGUCAACGUGGAAGAUGUGCCGCGGGAGGUGCUUGACACGAACGGUUAUGAGACGUUUAUGGACGGCAAGGGUCAAGUAGGAUUACGUCGCAAGGAACCCGCCGCUCAUGGGCCUCACGCCGCGUCUACUGCGUCCUCGAGUAAAUCGGCUGCCACCGAUGCCGGGGUCAGCAAACCCUCUCAUCCGCAGCCCCCGCGCCUGUCUUCGACCAAGUUGACGGCCGAGAGAGCAGCGGAGCUGAUGAGCUCUGCAUUGAGCAGUCUACCGCUUGGGGAUAAGCUGGUCGGGGCAGAUCGUAAUAAGAUUGAGGCUUUGGCCAAGCUGGAUAGGGCUUUCGAGGGGGCUGGAGCUGGCGCAGGACCAAGUGGUAAUGGCAAAGGAAGGAAAUGA
Messenger RNA from Zasmidium cellare ATCC 36951, 3597 nucleotides. RefSeq lists its product as uncharacterized. Lineage: Eukaryota; Fungi; Ascomycota; Dothideomycetes; Mycosphaerellales; Mycosphaerellaceae. The coding region runs from base 1 to 3597 and encodes 1198 amino acids. The record is from RefSeq and is a predicted model, not a curated record. The transcript is spliced from 2 exons. Gene Ontology annotation, cellular component: cytosol.